GGCUUAUUUAUUAUAAUAUUCAGUUAUGAGGUAAUUGUAACCUUUUUAUCAAUUUUAGGAACCGCUAGAAAAGAAUUGUACGAAAAGUGAAUUUUUAUUUCAUAUGUCGAGACCAAUUGAUAUAAAUGCUAAAAUUGAUAGAUGCGCAUAUUAUCCAGGUGAAGUUGUGACCAUUGUGUGCAAUGUUAGUAACAAAUCAUCCGUAGGAGUGAUACCACGAGUGACUUUGAGACAAAUACAGACUUUUAAACAAUUAAUGGCCGCAAAGAAUAAUGAAAAGACAGUCCGAAGACAAACGACACAUGCGGUCAAAAAACAAAGAUUGGAGGGAUCACUAACGGAACCGGGACUCAGCACUACUCAUAUAUUUCACGUGGAGAUUCCCAUUGAUAUUCCUAUAUCAGUGGACUGUCCUAUUCUAACGGUUUCAUAUGACUUGCAUCUAACUGUUGACAUCCCAUCAGCCAUUGAUCUACACUUGGAUCUACCCAUUAUGAUCACCACUAAAAAUGUUGUCAAUCAGUAUAAGCCAUAUAACUCUGAAUAUAAAAUGACAUAG
Molecule: messenger RNA, 559 nt
Organism: Oppiella nova
Lineage: Eukaryota; Metazoa; Arthropoda; Arachnida; Sarcoptiformes; Oppiidae
Source: the annotation of a GenBank genome assembly